Echinostoma caproni is the source of this 498-nucleotide messenger RNA. Lineage: Eukaryota; Metazoa; Platyhelminthes; Trematoda; Plagiorchiida; Echinostomatidae. The record is from the annotation of a GenBank genome assembly.
AUGACAGGCAAACGUUGGAUCCGGCAAUUCCUGAUCGGUGCCACACUGGCGCCUUUUCUUGUUUGCUCCGGUGCAUUUGUGGUCAAUCUGGUCGCCGUGUACUAUCAAACCAGUCGGGCCAUUCCCGUACUGACCAUGUUCAUGAUGAUUGCCAUUGUCCUGUUUGUGGUCAUUCCACUGAAUCUGGUCGGAACUGUGAUUGGCCGGAACGUGUGCGGUCUGGCGAACGAUCCGUGCCGAGUCAGUGCCGUCCCUCGCCCUAUCCCGGAGAAAAAGUGGUUCAUGGAACCGACGGUACUCAUCCUACUCAGUGGAAUUUUACCGUUUGGGUCAAUUUUCAUUGAACUCUAUUUCAUCUUCACCUCUUUCUGGGCGUAUAAAAUAUACUUUGUUUUCGGAUUCACCCUGUUGGUCCUAUUACUGCUCAUCACGGUGACGUCAUCCGUGUCCGCUGUUGGUACCUAUUUUUUGCUGAACUCCGAAGACUAUCGAUGGUAA